AUGCACGUACCGACAGGAUCCCGCCGUUGGACGCAUUUCAACUCAGCCCUUCAACUCGCCAUCCAACGUUCAACACACAAGUGGACAUUCGAGGCCUUCACAGAAUGUUUCCCCCUCUACGUCGAGGAGGAGAAGAAUGGCCCUUCAGCAGUGUUUAACGCCAUAUCGGGGCAUAUGGAGUCCCAGAUGCAUGCAGAUUUGGAGGAGCUCUUCGCGAAGUACGGAGUCCAGAAAAACAUCGACAUCCUACACGCCAUUGUCACCGACGCCAAGGAACGAAGCCGCCAAAAUGAGACGCGUAACGAUAUUUGGAGAGAAGACCUUGACCCGCAUAACGCUGUGAGUGCCCGCUCUGUACCCAUUCUCCAGAGCGAGGCGCAGAGGAUCCGGGAACUGGUUGCAGAGGAAGCAGAGAGAAACAAACGACUUCAAGCCGAGCUCGAAGAGAAUAGGGCCGUGCAGGAGAGUGAGAGUGAACAAGCGGCAAUGCUACUUGACAAAGUUGCUCGAAUAAAUGCUGCUUGUGCGAGUAUACCCCAGGCGGAGAUCGAAGAGUGGGAUAUACAAACUGCAGAAUCUUUAAAGGCACUAUAG
Molecule: messenger RNA, 594 nt
Organism: Pleurotus ostreatus (oyster mushroom)
Lineage: Eukaryota; Fungi; Basidiomycota; Agaricomycetes; Agaricales; Pleurotaceae
Exons: 5
Coding region: 1-594 (197 amino acids)
Biological process (GO): chromosome segregation
Cellular component (GO): MIS12/MIND type complex
Source: RefSeq, a predicted model, not a curated record